Molecule: messenger RNA, 1602 nt
Organism: Colletotrichum navitas
Lineage: Eukaryota; Fungi; Ascomycota; Sordariomycetes; Glomerellales; Glomerellaceae
Product: ABC-2 type transporter-domain-containing protein
Exons: 3
Coding region: 37-1602 (521 amino acids)
Cellular component (GO): membrane
Molecular function (GO): ABC-type transporter activity; ATP binding; ATP hydrolysis activity
Source: RefSeq, a predicted model, not a curated record
GGCGAGUCGUCAGGGGAGGAAUUUGAGGCCGAAGCUAUGGCUAACCCAGCGAGGGAUGCCCAAGGUGAUGCAAUGAUGAUCGAUGAGGAGGAUAGAAGAGAACUGCAAAGGAUCGCAACAACACUUUCAAGGCACCAAAGAGUAGCUGCACAAGUUGUUAUGGCAGUUUGCGGUCUUAGCCAUACUUUCAACACUAAGGUCGGUAACGACUUCGUCCGCGGCGUCUCUGGUGGUGAGAGAAAGCGUGUGAGCAUCGCCGAGAUGAUGCUUUCUGGCUCGUCGAUAUGCGCAUGGGACAACAGCACCCGCGGUCUGGACUCUGCGACUACUGUUGAAGACGUCAUUGACAUGCUCAACAUGCGUGAUUUUGUGGAUGCCAUUGUCGGUAUCUCCGGCGAGGGUCUCAAUGUCGAGCAGCGCAAGCUACUCACCAUUGGCGUCGAGCUUGCCGCUAAACCUAAGCUUCUUCUGUUCCUCGACGAGCCCACAAGUUGUCUUGACUCCCAAAGCUCGUGGGCCAUUUGCGCCUUCCUCCGCAAGCUCGCUGGUUCAGGCCAAACUGUUCUCUGCACCGCCCAUCAGCCCAGUGCUAUCCUGCUCCAGCAGUUCGACCGCCUUCUCUUCCUCGCUCGCGGAGGUAAAACCGUCUACUUUGGUUAUAUUGGCGAGGACUCUCGCACCCUUCUAAACUACUUUGAGUCACACGGUGUUCGGAGAUGCGGCCAUGAGGAGGACCCUGCCGAGUACAUGCUCGAGAUCGUCAACGACGGCCCCAACUCCAAAGGCGAAGAUUGGCACACUGUUUGGAAGUCGAGCAAUCAAAGGCAUGGUUUCGAGGCGGAGAUCGAGCGUAGCUAUCUAGAGAAGGAGCACGAGGAGGUCGCAGGCAGCGACGACGCCGGUGCCCGCUCGGAUUUCGCCAUGCCCUUCACCGUACAACUCAUGAAGGUCACUACAAGAAUCUUUCAGCAAUACUGGCGUACGCCCAGCUAUAUUUUUGCUAAGUGCUUCCUCGGUAUCGCCGCGGGUCUCUUCAUUGGGUUCUCCUUCUGGGAGGCGGGCGGAACUCUGGCUGAGGUCUGCGAGCGCCCAAGUAAGGUCUACUCGUGGAAGACUUUCAUGUUCGCCAGCAUUAUGGUCGAAAUUCCUUACCAGAUCAUCACAGGUAUCCUCAUCUGGGCUUGCUUCUACUACCCCGUCGUUGGUGUCCAAACCCCUGUCAGACAGGUCUUGGUCCUCCUAUACUCAGUUCAACUCUUAAUCUACGCCAGCUCGUUCGCCCACAUGACCAUUGCUGCCCUCCCAGACGCCCAGACAGCCUCCGGGUUAGUCACCCUCUUGGUACUUAUGAGCUUGACCUUCUGCGGUGCAUUACAACCUCCAUCGGCACUCCCCGGUUUCUGGAUAUUCAAGUACCGCGUCACUCCUUUUACCUACUGGGUAGCCGGCAUCAAGAAGUUCUACAACUGCCAGCUUGGGGGCGUCGGGGAUGGGGAAGAGCUCCUCCUGUCGGAGCAGACUACGAUGCAGGAGGCUUUUGAUGAAGCCGCUCCGGAAUUGACCGAAGAGAAUACAUGCACCGUCAAGAAGCUGAUUCGAUAA